Rasamsonia emersonii CBS 393.64 is the source of this 1062-nucleotide messenger RNA. Its product is annotated as CCCH finger DNA binding protein. The coding region runs from base 1 to 1062 and encodes 353 amino acids. The transcript has 4 exons. Gene Ontology annotation, cellular component: cytosol. Gene Ontology annotation, biological process: cytoplasmic translation. The record is from RefSeq and is a predicted model, not a curated record. Gene Ontology annotation, molecular function: metal ion binding; mRNA binding. Lineage: Eukaryota; Fungi; Ascomycota; Eurotiomycetes; Eurotiales; Trichocomaceae.
AUGCCGCCCAAAAAGGGAGCGGAGCAACCCAAGAAAAAGAAGCAAACGGUCGAGGACAAGACCUUUGGUAUGAAAAAUAAAAAAGGUGGCGUAGCCCGGAAACAGAUCGCCCAGCUGCAAGCCCAGGCCAAGAACAACAAGAGCGCCGAGGAGAAGCGGAAGGAAGCAGAGAAGGCCCGGCGAGCGGCGGAGAAGAAGGCGGCCGAGCAGGCCCGGAAGGAGGCGGCGGAGCUGUUCAAGCCCGUGCAGACACAAAAGGUGCCCUUUGGCGUCGACCCCAAGACGGUGCUGUGCGUGUUCUACAAGCAGGGCAAUUGCGACAAGGGCAACAAGUGCAAGUUCAGCCAUGACCCGAGCGUGGAGCGGAAGUCGGAGAAGAAGGACAUCUACCAGGACACGCGCGAUCUCGACAAGGAGAAGCUCAACGACACGAUGGACAAGUGGGACGAGGAGAAGCUGCGCAAGGUGGUGCUGAGCAAGCACGGCAACCCGCGCACGACGACCGACAAGGUCUGCAAGUACUUUAUCGAGGCGGUCGAGAAUAAGAAGUACGGCUGGUUCUGGACGUGUCCGAACGGCGGCGACAAAUGCAUGUACCGGCAUGCGCUGCCACCGGGCUUCGUCCUCAAGACUAAAGAGCAGAAAGCCGCAGAAAAGGCGGCGAUGGAAAAUUCGCCUCUGAAUGCGCUCACCCUGGAGGACUGGCUCGAGUCGGAACGGCACAAGCUGCAGGGCCCCCUGACGCCCGUGACCCCGGAGACGUUCGCGGAAUGGAAGAAGAAGCGUCUGGACAAGAAGGCGGCGGAGGAAGAGGCGCGCAAGAUGAAGGAAGCGACCGGUCGGAUGCUGUUUGAGAGCGGCAACUGGCGUGCGGAGGACGACAGUGACGGCGAAGGCGAGCGCGGCAUAUGGAAUCUAGAAGCGCUGCGCCGGGAGACGGAGCGACUGCGCGAGCAGAGGGAAGAAGAGCGCCUUGCGAGGAUGUACGGUGGUGGCAGCAGUACCACCGACGCUGCAGGAAACGAGACCAGCGAGGCCGUUGCCCAGGAGGGCGCAGGAUGA